Molecule: messenger RNA, 1044 nt
Organism: Penicillium roqueforti
Lineage: Eukaryota; Fungi; Ascomycota; Eurotiomycetes; Eurotiales; Aspergillaceae
Exons: 4
Coding region: 1-1044 (347 amino acids)
Source: RefSeq, a predicted model, not a curated record
AUGCCUUUGGACACGAUAUAUCUGACCCGUCAUGGACACCGCCUCAGCUGGACCAUUGACUUCCGUACAGGCACAUACAGGGCCCAAUUCCCCACGCCGACAGGAAACCCAGCAGACCCUGCAUUGACCUCACACGGCGUGCGCCAGUCACACGAGCUGGCGGAACAUAUUUCUGCACCCCAAUUCCACCCGAAACCAUUCCGUAUCUACUCGAGUCCCUUCUACCGCUGCCUUCAAACAAUCCAGCCUUCUGUUGAAGAGCUGAAGAGAAUAUCAGCCGAGUCUGGAAGGAGCCAGCAAGAUGGCGAGAUUGGGUCAAUUGAUCGGCAUGCGGAGCUUGACGUACGAAUUGAGAAUGGGUUAGGAGAAUGGUUCGGCGCAACAGAUUUCUUCGACCACCCGUCCCACCCAACCUCCGAGAUAAUGUCCACCCACUUCCCAACCCUCAUUCCAGAAGCUAGUCAAACCUACAUACCACUACUCAUCCCUUCAAGACGUGGCGAGACAAUCAAACAGCUCCACAACCGCCUAGCAACAGCCCUAGAAGGUAUAAUCGCCGACAUCGACGCAGAAGUCUCCGCUGUGGAAGCAGAGCUGCCACCAAACCAAAGAACCAGCAAGGCCGUCCUGAUCUGCGCGCAUGCCGCGCCGCUCAUUGCCAUGGGCCGGGUUCUUACGGGUCGCAUGCCGGAUGAUAGCUCUGAAGAGGACUUUAAUGUCUUCACAGCUGGUUUAAGUACCUUUAAAAGGAGGGGGGCUUCUUCUACUGCUAGUGCUGGACACGGCGGUGAUAAGGAAGAAAGUUCGAGUGAGAAGCCGCUUGCCGAGGGCACGACGUUCAUUCGUGCGUCGGUAUCCCCGCCGCAGUGGAGAAAUGGGCGUGGUGUUGGUGGAGGAUGGGAUUGUGUUGCUAAUGGGGAUUGUAGCUUUUUGAGUAAUGGUGCUGAACGUGGAUGGCACUUUGAUGGCGAAGAAUCUUUUAAUACGGGUCCUAUGGCUCUGCCUUCCGAUCUACCUGUGAAUGUAGGUGCCACGAAACUGUGA